This is a messenger RNA of Phaethon lepturus (White-tailed tropicbird), 2157 nucleotides long. RefSeq names its product TYRO3 protein tyrosine kinase (gene TYRO3). The record is from RefSeq and is a predicted model, not a curated record. NCBI's taxonomy places the organism in Eukaryota, Metazoa, Chordata, Aves, Phaethontiformes, Phaethontidae. The transcript is spliced from 17 exons. Bases 1 to 2157 code for a protein of 718 amino acids. Gene Ontology annotation, cellular component: signaling receptor complex. Gene Ontology annotation, biological process: cell migration; cell surface receptor protein tyrosine kinase signaling pathway; nervous system development. Gene Ontology annotation, molecular function: ATP binding; transmembrane receptor protein tyrosine kinase activity; protein binding.
AUGAAAUUUACAGGAUCUCCAAUCAAAUUAAAGGUGUCCCAGGGUCAACCCGUCAAACUAAAUUGCAGCCUCGAGGGAAUGGAAGAUCCCGAGAUGUUGUGGAUCAAGGACGGAGCAGUGGUGCAAAGCGUAGACCAGGUGUACAUUCCAGUAGAUGAAGAACACUGGAUCGGCUUCCUCAGCUUGAAAUCCGUCGAGCGGACAGAUUCUGGGAAGUACUGGUGCCAGGUUGAGAACGGGGGGAAGAAGGAAGAAUCACAGCAAGUGUGGCUCAUAGUGGAAGGUGUGCCCUACUUUACUGUGGAACCUGAGGAUGUGUCCGUGUCCCCUAAUGCCCCAUUUCAUAUGGCCUGUGCUGCUGUUGGUCCCCCUGAACCAGUGACAAUUGUCUGGUGGAUGGGAGACUCUAGAGUGGGGCUUCCAGACAUCUCCCCCUCCAUCUUAAAUGUGUCAGGUAUUAAUCAAAGCACAGUUUUCUCCUGCGAAGCUCACAACGUAAAGGGAUUGUCUUCAUCUCGGACAGCCACUGUUCAAAUCAAAGCCAUGCCUCUCUCGCCUCUCAAUGUAACCGUAAGCCAAGUCACCAGCAGCAACGCCAGCGUGGUCUGGGUGCCAGGAUUUGAUGGCCGUGCACCCCUCCAUUCUUGCACUCUUCAGGUAGCCGAGUCACCAGACGGCCAGGAGGUCUCCACUGAAGUCACCCCAGUGCCACCCUUUGCCUACGGCGUGCAAGGCCUGAAGCAUUCCACCAACUACAGCGUUCGCGUGCAGUGCAGCAACGAGAUGGGCAGCUCCCCUUUCACCGACAGGAUUUAUUUCCAGACCCUGGAGCUCGCUCCAAGCAGCACCCCACAAAAUAUCCAUGUUAUCCAAAGAGAUCCUGGUCUGAUUUUGGAGUGGGAAGGUGUGGCUCCAGAUGUGCUGAAAGAAAAUGUCCUGGGAUAUAGGCUGGAGUGGAUUCAGGAUAAUGUAACUCAGGGGGAGAUGAUCGUACAGGAUACAAAAGCUAACCUCACAACGUGGAAUCCUCUCAAAGACCUGAUCAUCAGGGUGUGUGUGCUGAACUCUGCAGGAUGCGGGCCCUGGAGUGACCUCUUCCUGCUUGAAGCCCAAGAGGUCAUGGGUGGCCAGAGACAACCUCCUUAUGGAACAUCCUGGGUUCCUGUGGCAUUGGGCAUUCUCACAGCUCUGGUCACAGCUGUUGCCCUGGCUCUUAUUCUCCUUCGAAAAAGAAGAAAGGAGACUCGGUUUGGCCAUGCCUUUGGCAGUGUGGUUGGCAGAGGUGAUCCAGCAGUCCAUUUCAGAGCCGCCAGGUCUUUUAACAGGGAGGGCCCAGAGCUCAUUGAAGCAACAUUGGAGAGCGUAGGGAUCAGUGAUGAGCUGAAGACAAAACUCAAAGAUGUCCUAAUCCAGGAACAGCAGUUCACCUUGGGAAGAAUGUUGGGCAAGGGGGAGUUUGGGUCAGUUCGAGAGGCACUACUGAAGCUAGAAGAUGGCUCUUUCCAGAAAGUGGCGGUGAAGAUGCUGAAAGCGGAUAUCUUCACCUCGACCGACAUUGAAGAGUUCCUGCGAGAGGCUGCAUGUAUGAAGGAGUUUGACCACCCACAUGUCACUAAGCUGAUUGGAGUCAGUCUACGGAGCCGUCCCAAGGGCCGACUCCCAAUUCCAAUGGUGAUCCUGCCCUUCAUGAAGCAUGGAGACCUUCAUGCUUUUCUGCUGAUGUCACGGAUUGGGGAAAACCCCUUUAACUUGCCUGUUCAGACACUCCUCAAGUUCAUGAUUGACAUUGCCAGUGGGAUGGAGUACUUGAGCUCAAAAAAUUUCAUACACAGGGACCUUGCAGCUCGGAACUGCAUGUUGGAUGAAAACAUGAACGUGAGUGUUGCAGACUUCGGGCUUUCUAAGAAAAUCUACAGUGGAGACUACUACCGUCAGGGCUGUGCUUCCAAGCUGCCUGUGAAGUGGCUUGCUCUGGAAAGUCUGGCGGAUAAUCUGUACACGACACACAGUGAUGUGUGGGCAUUUGGGGUGACCAUGUGGGAGAUUGUGACCCGAGGGCAAACCCCUUAUGCUGGCAUUGAGAAUGCAGAAAUCUACAACUACCUCAUCAGUGGGAACAGGCUGAAGCAGCCGCCGGAGUGCCUGGAAGAUGUGUGA